Molecule: messenger RNA, 444 nt
Organism: Lathyrus sativus (Indian pea)
Lineage: Eukaryota; Viridiplantae; Streptophyta; Magnoliopsida; Fabales; Fabaceae
Source: the annotation of a GenBank genome assembly
AUGAUGAACAGCAACGGCAACGACGGUUCUGAUAAUAGUCUCACAUAUAUCCUAACGUUUGUGUUUGGUCUUGUAUUCUUGCUUCUUACAAUAGUUGUUGCUUGUGUUCGACUUCGUAUGUCACAAAAUCGAAGCAUGCUCAAUAUUUUGUCUAGUUUUCCACUACAUCAUCAGGAAGACUCAACCGUGGAACAAGGAGUUGGUCGUCAUAGGGACAAAAGUAUUGAAGGACAUACGAAGCUUUUAUACUCUCAAAUUCAGAAGAAUAUAGGUGGCUCUUCAACUUCAAGUUGCUCUAUUUGUUUAGGGGAUUACAAAGAAAGUGACAUGUUGAGGUUGCUUCCUAAUUGUGGUCAUCUUUAUCAUGAUGCUUGUGUUGAUCCAUGGCUUAGGUUGCAUUCCAAUUGUCCCAUCUGUAGAAAAUCAUUGCUAGUUUCAACCUAG